AUGGUUGAAGCAACCCAUCGGCGUGAAGACUUGCAGCACAGCAAAGCGCUAACUUGCUAUUGUAGCUUGCCUGCCUGCAGUUCGGUCUUCAGUCUGCGCAUAUCUGCCCGGUAUCCGCCAGCUGCUGAGCUGCAGCACAUUCAUUGGAUAGCGAUCUUCCAAAGGUCGGAAGCUUCCCCGGCGCAAGAAAGCCGGGCGCUGCUCACCACGGCCAACCAUUGGAGCUUCGCUGCACAUUCAGUCCUGUAUCAGCCUCAGAUGUUGUGGGCCAAGCUGACAUGUGUUCAGAUGUUUUUUUUCCGAGAGUACCCUCUCUCGAAGCCCGCAAGCGCCAUUGCCAAGUGCACCAGCAACAAGCAAGUCCGUGAAACGGACAGCUGA
This is a messenger RNA of Symbiodinium natans, 381 nucleotides long. The record is from the annotation of a GenBank genome assembly. Lineage: Eukaryota; Dinophyceae; Suessiales; Symbiodiniaceae.